Messenger RNA from Cyphomyrmex costatus, 1833 nucleotides. Its product is annotated as spidroin-2. The record is from RefSeq and is a predicted model, not a curated record. Bases 186 to 1655 code for a protein of 489 amino acids. The transcript is spliced from 6 exons. Gene Ontology annotation, molecular function: galactoside binding; carbohydrate binding. Lineage: Eukaryota; Metazoa; Arthropoda; Insecta; Hymenoptera; Formicidae.
UACGUCAGCACUGUAAAUAGAAAUGCUAGUCUGCGUUGAAAACGCUUCGUGAAGGGAAUCGGGAAGGUGCCGCCGGCCGUCUUCGCGUUGCGCAUCUCUGACAUAUAUUACAGGUGUGUGCGAUCGGAAUAUUUCAACAUCGUCUCCAUCGGAAUCGAAAUUAGAUCGUUGGAGCGAUCGCGAAAAUGGCCAACUCUCCGGUACACAAUCCAGAAAUCCCAUAUGUGGGAAAAGUAGAAGGAGGUCUAAGGGCAGGUACAAUGGUGAAAAUACAAGGCAAAGUGCCACCUCAGGCUGUACGAUUUGCUAUCAAUUAUCAGCUCGGACCUACGUUAAAUCCAAGAGAUGACAUAGCUAUUCAUGUAUCUCCGCGCUUCCCUGAAGGCUUUAUUACUAGAAACCACAUAGAGUCGAUGACCUGGGGCAUGGAGGAGAAUGCUGGCCCAAUGUGCAUUCAGCCAGGCCAGGAAUUCGAGAUAUUGAUUCUGUGUGACUAUCACUGCUAUAAGAUUGCCAUUAAUGGCAGGCAUUUUACGGAAUUCGCUCAUCGAUUACCGUUCAUAAAAGUCACUCAUUUGGUUAUCGAUGGCGAUGUCGAGAUACAGUCUAUUGCAUAUGAACAAGUAUCAGUUGAUUCGUCAAAAUCCUCUACAGUACCAGACGAUGUACAGACUGCUAAUUUUGGACCACCACCUCCAGGUGGUUUGUAUCCAACGAUUCAACCUCCAGGUGGAUAUGGCCCUUCUCCUCCAACUGGUUAUGGCCCUCCUCCUCCAGCUGGUUAUGGUCCUCCUCCUCCAACUGCCUAUGGUGGCCCUGAUGGUUACAAUCCACCAAGAGCUUAUGGGUAUCAACCAGAUCGUGAAAAGGCAGAGGAAGAAGGUGUUUUUGGAGAUUGUCUGGACAAAGUUGGAUUAGCAAUAGGUGGAUUAGUGGCAGCUGGAGGCGUAGCGGCAGCCAUGCAUGCGAUGAAUAAAAAGAAGGAAGAAAACGAAGAAAAGGAUCAUGAAAAAUCAGAUGCUUCCAAAUCAAAGACGGAAAGCGAAGGUGGUUUCGGAAAUUUAGCUGGAUCUCUUGGGAUGGCUUUAGCUAGUAGCCUGGCAAGCAAUGCCUUGCACAGCAACUCACACGCACAACAAGGCUAUCCCGCUCAACAGUCAGGUGGUGGUGGUGUAUUGGACUCUAUUUUCGGAGCAUUAGGCGGUGGAGGAUCUCAACAGCCUUCCUAUCAUCCAAAUCAACCAUCUUCUGGUGAUGGUCUGAGCGGAACACUAGGAUCUUUAUUCGGUGGUGUUCUUGGUGGUAGUGGAGGUCAUCAGCAACCAGCGUAUCAACCUUCAGGAGGAUACGGUGGAUAUCAACCAUCAGGCGGUUAUCCAACAUCCGGAGGAUACGGUGGCCAAAGUUCUGGCGGAUCAGAUCUGUUGUCAGGAAUUGGAUCUGCUCUAUUCAGUUCGGCUAUAGACGGUCUGAGUAAACGUGGAAAAGAUAAAUCUCAUGACGAAUAUCGUUCUGGACCUCCUCCGAGUUAUGAACCUCCACCGCCAACACCGCCAGCCCCGAAGCCAGCCCCGCAUCCGGGAACUCCACCGUCUUCCGGUGGCAACAAAUUAACUGCGGACGAAAUUUCGAAGGGACUCGGCCUGGAUGAUUAAACUCUUUGGAAGACUUUGACCUGCAAGUACACUCAUAGACGAUCUUAUGCUCUCUUAUUGCUUAAAAAACGUAUCUUCACGAAUUUCGUUUAUUGAAAUGUGCUAUACGAUACUCGUUUAUUUUUUGAAAUCAGCGUAUUUUUAGUUGUAUUCAUGGCAGCUGUAUUAAAUAUAAACG